This is a messenger RNA of Sesamum indicum (sesame), 2111 nucleotides long. RefSeq names its product WW domain-containing protein. Lineage: Eukaryota; Viridiplantae; Streptophyta; Magnoliopsida; Lamiales; Pedaliaceae. Gene Ontology annotation, molecular function: protein binding; ribonucleoprotein complex binding. Gene Ontology annotation, cellular component: nuclear body; cytoplasm. Gene Ontology annotation, biological process: alternative mRNA splicing, via spliceosome. The record is from RefSeq and is a predicted model, not a curated record.
ACUGCUGUACAUUCACGAGGCACUUUUAUAUCUCACGAUUUCAAAAAUUCUGUUCAGCUUCCGCGUUACCAUCUUCAGGAUUCCUCUUCGACUAAGGUUAUGGAUAACAAGUCUGAUGAGCCUGUUCCUCCAGGAACUCAAUUUGUGGCUAGUUCCUUAUCAGUCUCAUCUUCUGACAAUGCAUCCUCUUUGCCUUCCAUCAAUACUGGGAGCAGCCUUUUUCCUCUUCCUCUUUCAAAUAUACCCGUCUCGCCUUCCAUCGGAACUUCACAUUCACUUCAUAUACCAACAUCCCAGUCUGGUCAUCCUGAAUUCAUCAAUCCCACCAGUCAAAAUGGCAAACCAGAGGUUUCUGAUAUGUCAGUUCUCCAGCCUCAUGAGAGAUCCAAUGGUUCCCCCGUGCAGCUUGUGAGCAGUAAUGAUAUUGAAGCUGCUGCUCAGAAUGCUGUACUGCAUGAGCAAGAAAUUGCCACCCAAAUGGUUAUACAGAGUCAGAGGGAAUGGAACCCUUCAACCGGACCUUCCAAGGAUGGUAAAGACAUUUUAUCUGAGCGCCAUGACCCAAAUGUUCUUAAGGAGCAUCUACUGAAAAUGGCCACACAGCACCGCAGUGAAAUGGCCUUAAAACGUGGCAAGCCCACUAUUGGAGAGGAAGGCAAUUUGGAAAUUGGAAAUGGAUAUGGUGUGCCUGGUGGAGGUGCUUAUUAUGGUUCUUCAGUUCACAAUACUGUUACCUCAGAAAGAAAAGAUCUUGAUGGUCAGAAGACAAGCCAAAAGCAGGCAGAGCUUAAUGGUGAGUCUGGACAGAAAUCAAUGACAAAAGACUUACCUGAGUACCUCAAGCAAAAGCUGAGAGCAAGAGGUAUCCUGAAAGAUAAUCAAACUGUUGACAAUUCUUCUUUGUCAGAAAGUAGAUUGGCAGCUCAGUCGCCUCAGACUGUGGCACCUGGGGAUCUGCCCCCAGGAUGGAUUGAGACGAGGGACCCUGAAAGUGGUGCUGUGUUCUAUUAUAACGAGAGUUCAGGGAGAAGUCAGUGGGAAAGACCUUCAGAUGCAGCAUGUGCUCUUUUUGCAGCACCACCUCUUCUGGACGACUGGAUCGAGGCAUUCGAUGAAACGACAGGUCUAAAGUAUUAUUACAAUAGGAAGACCAAUGUGUCACAGUGGGAGGACCCAGGUGCACGGCAGCAGGUCAUCUUGCAGCAUUGUGACAAAAUGACCGCUUCUGAUGCAAUGACUGGGAAUUUGGGAGAUCAACCAUCCACUUCGCCAAAAUGCAUGGGAUGUGGUGGGUGGGGAUUGGGUCUUGUACAGUCGUGGGGCUAUUGCAAUCAUUGCACCCGACUUUACAAUCUUCCACAAAGUCAAUAUGUAUCAGCAUCUGCAGAAAGCCAUCAGCGUCCCGCUGCUGCUGCCAGAAAUCAGGGGGAUUCAGAGAAGAAGUUUACCAAACAGAGGUCUGAUAUGAAACCUCCACUUGGAAGAGGCUAUAAAAAGGAACAUAAGAAGCGAGGAUAUAGUGAAGAUGAUGAAUUGGACCCUAUGGACCCAAGUUCCUAUUCGGAUGCUCCUCGUGGUGGCUGGGUUGUAGGCCUUAAAGGAGUUCAACCAAGAGCAGCGGAUACCACUGCUACGGGUCCUCUUUUUCAGCAGCGUCCUUACCCAUCACCUGGGGCAGUCUUACGUAAAAAUGCUGAAAUUGCUUCACAAAAGAAAAGUAAGAAUUCUUUUUAUGCUCCAAUAUCCAAGAGAGGAGAUGGAAGCGAUGGACUUGGUGAUGCUGACUGAGUGAGGCAACAUAUUGACAAACUUGGCAGUGGUCUCCCAUCUACAACUUCUCUUAAGCUGAUGGAAAGAAGCAUGACCAAAAAUACACUACUUAUACUGUGUUCAGGUGUGAAGGUGAGCUAUGAUGUUAAGUUGAAGUAGCAACAUUAUUUGGUGUUAGUGAAGCAUUGGGGCAUGAUUCAGCAUAAUGUUUUCCUACGAGCUAAAAAGAUGGUAAUUUCUACUGCAGCAUAGUUGUUCUGAUUACUGUCUAUGAACAGAUGCGGUGGACAUAAAACAUGAGUAUGAGCAUAAGAUUAUGAAAUACGGUGCAGUUUUUGUUA